Molecule: messenger RNA, 1243 nt
Organism: Monomorium pharaonis (pharaoh ant)
Lineage: Eukaryota; Metazoa; Arthropoda; Insecta; Hymenoptera; Formicidae
Exons: 2
Coding region: 591-899 (102 amino acids)
Source: RefSeq, a predicted model, not a curated record
ACGUGCAUGUGUGUUCAGAUCAGCUUGUUAAAAAUUUUUUAUGUUAUAUCCGAACGUGGAUUAUCGUGAUACCUUUACGUAAUGAUAAAUUUUACCUGAAUUAUUUUAAUUGUCAAAAAUAUAUCAGAAAUAUAAAAUUGUAUGCCAAUAAAAACGUUAUACUUUUAUUUUUUUAUCGCACUCAAAAAUUAUGAAUAUUAUAAUUUCGAAGAAAAACUUUACACAAUUCCUUGUGCGAUAAUCAAUUCAAUUGUCUAAGAAUAAAAUUCUUGUAACCUCUCGAUAAUUCAAUUUAUUAUCAACUUAGUUCGACGAACAGCAAGGGCGCUAUUGAUUGUAGCGAGAUAUAUUAGUUGUCACCCUUCGCGAAACUGCGAUCGCGCGAAAGACAGUUACAUAAUAGCAACUGUGAGGGGCGACGAUAAUUAUACGUCGCGAGAGAUAAUUGCGUACUAAUUUCGUAAUGUCGUAAUUACGACCGUGCGAUGCUACGACACAAGGAAUUGAUAAUAACUGUUCUUGCCACUUGCCGGGUGACGAGUAUUCACAAGGAAGCGUUGACAGUUAGUAGUCUUAAAUAGUUCGUGAAAAUGAACGAGCGAAAGAACAUUUGGCAAAGUCGCUUUUACACAGUUCCUAGAGCGUAUAUGAGCUUGGUAGGGAUAUGGCCCUAUCAUACGUUUCGCGACAGGUGUUUACUCUUUGUGCCGAUGUUCACGUUCUCCCUCACCAUCAUUAUACCUCAAUUCCUAUAUCUUCUGAUCGCCGCGGCGGAUCUUGACGAUGUGUUCUCGUGCACUCCGUCGAUGUACAUUACUAUAAUAUUCAGCUUCAAAUUAGGAUGGCUGAUGAUAAACAAUAAGAAAGUACGUGACAAUUGCACAAGUCCAAUGAUGUGAUUAGCAUAAUAGGAAAUGGAACGAUUUAAUAUUUCCACGGCAUUCCCUGCGUAUAGCGUGUACAUACAAUUUUACGUUUUUUUUACUAUACAGAUGUAAUUAAGUUUUUAGCUCUCUCUGACUAUACGUUGUUUUUCGAUCCUUUCUCGACACACGAUUGGAUCAUGUACAGUUGCAUAUAAUUUUCAUUACUUACAUAAUACUCUCUAACUAUUAUACAUUUGUAAGUAAUAUCUUCAAAGAAAUUUCUUCAAAAAUAACUCUUACAUGUAUUUUAAUAUAUUUGGAAACUGUUUGAAAUACUCUUUCAAUACUCUCGUGUUUUAUGUUUACAGUUGAAGACC